Molecule: messenger RNA, 1896 nt
Organism: Pteronotus mesoamericanus
Lineage: Eukaryota; Metazoa; Chordata; Mammalia; Chiroptera; Mormoopidae
Gene: PRDM5
Product: PR/SET domain 5
Exons: 16
Coding region: 1-1896 (631 amino acids)
Biological process (GO): regulation of transcription by RNA polymerase II
Molecular function (GO): protein binding; DNA-binding transcription factor activity; RNA polymerase II cis-regulatory region sequence-specific DNA binding
Source: RefSeq, a predicted model, not a curated record
AUGUUGGGCAUGUACGUGCCCGACAGGUUCUCCCUGAAGUCGUCCCGGGUGCAGGACGGGAUGGGGCUCUACACGGCCCGCAGAGUCGCAAAGGGUGAAAAGUUUGGACCGUUCGCUGGAGAGAAGCGGAUGCCGGAAGACUUGGACGAGAACAUGGAUUACAGGCUCAUGUGGGAGGUCCGCGGGAGUAAGGGAGAAGUUCUGUACAUCUUGGAUGCCACCAACCCGCGGCACUCCAACUGGCUGCGCUUCGUGCACGAGGCUCCGUCGCGGGAGCAGAAGAACCUGGCGGCCAUUCAGGAAGGAGAGAAUAUUUUCUACUUGGCGGUGGAAGACAUAGACACCGACACAGAGCUGCUGAUCGGCUACCUGGACAGCGACAUGGAGGCCGACGAGGAGGACGAGCCGCCGGUCGCCGCGGGGACCCAGGAGGGGGAAGGUAAACACGCUCGAGGUCGGCACCUGGGGGGACAGGUGCGCUGCUUCGGCUGCGACGGGGACCGCGCCUGCCCGCAGUGCGAGUCCAGCUUCGCCAGCGAGGAGGUCCUGGCCGAGCACCUCCUCAGCCUGCACCAGACGCCCCGCGAGGAGAAGGAGUUCAAGUGCAAGGGCUGCGGGAAGACCUUCCCGGUGAAGCAGGCCCUGCAGAGACACGUCCUUCAGUGCCCUGCGAAGAGCCGUCUGAAGGAUUCUUCCAGAAGUUUCCAGUGCUCCGUGUGUGACUCCCCCUUCAGCUCGGCGUCCAGUUGUGAGCAGCACCAGGAGACUUGCCGGAGCAGAGCCAGGUUCGUGUGCAAGGCCGGCAGCUGUGGGAAGAGGCUGAAGAGCAGGGACGCCCUGAGGAGGCACCAGGAGAACGUCCACGCGGGAGAUCCUAAGAAAAAGCUCAUAUGCUCAGUGUGCAGUAAGAAGUGUUCUUCAGCCUCAAGCCUGCAGGAGCAUAGAAAGAUUCAUGAGAUAUUUGAUUGUCAAGAAUGUAUGAAGAAAUUUAUUUCAGCGAAUCAGCUGAAACGUCACAUGAUCACUCACUCAGAGAAACGACCCUAUAAUUGUGAGAUUUGUAAUAAAUCUUUCAAGAGGCUCGACCAAGUGGGUGCCCACAAAGUAAUCCACAGCGAAGACAAACCCUACAAGUGCAGGCUCUGCGGAAAGGGGUUUGCCCACCGGAAUGUUUACAAGAAUCACAAGAAGACGCACUCCGAGGAGAGGCCGUUCCAGUGUGAGGAGUGCAAGGCGCUGUUCCGCACCCCGUUCUCCCUGCACCGGCAUCUGCUCAUCCACAACAGUGAGAGGACGUUCAAGUGCCAUCACUGUGAUGCCACCUUCAAGAGGAAGGACACCUUGAACGUGCACGUCCAGGUGGUCCACGAGAGACACAAGAAGUACCGGUGCGAGCUGUGCAACAAGGCCUUCGUGACCCCGUCCGUGCUGAGGAGCCACAAGAAGACACACACCGGAGAAAAGGAGAAGACCUGCCCGUACUGCGGCCAGAAGUUCGCCAGCAGCGGCACUCUGAGGGUGCACAUCCGGAGCCACACCGGCGAGCGCCCCUAUCAGUGCCCCUACUGCGAGAAGGGGUUCAGCAAGAACGACGGGCUGAAGAUGCACAUCCGGACCCACACGCGGGAGAAGCCGUACAAGUGCUCCGAGUGCAGCAAGGCCUUCAGCCAGAAGCGAGGCCUGGACGAGCACAGAAGGACACACACCGGGGAGAAGCCCUUCCAGUGCGACGUGUGUGACUUGGCUUUUAGCCUUAAGAAGAUGCUGAUCCGGCACAAGAUGACCCACAACCCCAACCGUCCGCUGGCCGAGUGCCAGUUCUGCCACAAGAAGUUUACCAGGAACGACUACCUCAAGGUGCACAUGGACAACAUCCACGGCGAGGCUGACAGCUGA